CCGCCGUGGCAUGCCCCCCCGCGCCCGGAGCCGUCGGCGCGGCGCCUAGCCGCGGCUCCGCGGGGCCAUGCUGCCCUGGAAGCGGAGCAAGGUGGAGCUGGCGGCGGGCGAGGCGCGGCGGCAGAGCAAGCCCAAGGGGUACGCGGUGAGCGUGCACUACUCGGCCCUCACCUCGCUGGCCCGCGCCUGCCCCGAGAGCGCCCUGCACCGCGUGGGCAGCAUGUUCCGCUCCAAGCGGCGGAAAUUCCGCGUCACCAGCGAAGACCCCACUUACACUGUGCUCUACCUGGGCAACGCUACCACCAUCCAGUCCAAGGGCGAGGGCUGCACCGACCUGGCCGUCUGCAAGAUCUGGAGCAAGAGCGAGGCGGGCCGGCAGGGCACCAAGAUGAAGCUGACCAUCAGCGCGCAGGGCAUCCGCAUGGCCCACGCCGAAGACAAGGGUCUGCGCCGGCCCGGCCACCUCUACCUGCUGCACCGGGUCACCUACUGCGUGGCCGAUCCGCGCCUACCCCGUGUCUUCGCCUGGAUCUACCGCCACGAGCUGAAGCACAAGGCAGUGAUGCUGCGCUGCCACGCCGUGCUGGUCUCCAAGCCCGAGAAGGCGAAGGCCAUGGCCCUGCUGCUCUAUCAGACUUCGGCCACGGCACUGGCCGAGUUCCGCCGGCUGAAGAAGCGGGACGACGCGCGGCACCAGCAGCAGCAGCUGGUGGGUGAGCAGAGCAUCCCGCUGGUACCGCUGCGCAAGCUGCUCAACGGGCAGUGCUGCUACAAGCCGCCGGUGGAGCGGAGCCGCAGCGCGCCCAAGCUGGGCUCCAUCACGGAGGACCUGCUGGGCGAGGAGCAGGAGGAGCGGGCCAUGCACUGCGAAUGCGAGGACAUCCUGGAGGCGCUAGGCGAGCCCGAGGGCGAGCUGCUGCGCCCCGGCGCCGGCCGCGGUGAGAGCCCAGAGCUGGGCCAGCUUCUUCGCGACCUGGGCGAGCUGAGCCUCGGCAACGACCUGCGCUCGCUGCGCGCCGACCUGCGCGUCCGCCGGUUGCUUUCCGGGGAAAGCACGGGCAGCGAGUCGUCUCUGGAGAGCGGCGGCACGGACGGGGCCGCCCCGCCCGGCAGCGACGCCGAGCAGCCGCCCCCCGGCGACCCCGAGACCGGCUGAGCGCUCGG
Molecule: messenger RNA, 1164 nt
Organism: Lepidothrix coronata (blue-crowned manakin)
Lineage: Eukaryota; Metazoa; Chordata; Aves; Passeriformes; Pipridae
Gene: FAM43A
Product: family with sequence similarity 43 member A
Exons: 1
Coding region: 68-1156 (362 amino acids)
Source: RefSeq, a predicted model, not a curated record